This is a messenger RNA of Physella acuta, 3361 nucleotides long. Its product is annotated as glutamate-rich protein 6. The record is from RefSeq and is a predicted model, not a curated record. NCBI's taxonomy places the organism in Eukaryota, Metazoa, Mollusca, Gastropoda, Physidae.
CGCUACCAACAAACUAAGCAAAUGGCGGAUAUAAAUUUGUCAGCUUUCAAUACUUUACGCUUUUUAUGCCUUUAGAGCUUAGAUCUAGAUAUCUAGAAUCUAGAUCUAUAUACAAACAAUGCAUUUAUAAAUAACAUAAUAAAAAAUCAAUUAAGACCUAGAUUUAUAGAUUCCUUUUGAUUAAAGUUAUCGCAGACUAAGCCCUUAUUAACAUGGUGAAGCAACGAGCGGAUAUAGAAGAUGAUAGUACUAAAAGUAAUCAAAUGGCAGUUUCUUAUGGCAGUUUUAAUGAAUUGGAAAACAGAAGAAAUAGCGCAGGCUUAUUUCAAGAGAUAGAUAAAAAUCAACACCUCAUCCCAGUUAUAGAAGAAAAAUCUGAACCUGAGGUAGAUGAAGUUGAUUUAGACGCUAAACACCCAGUAGGGGAUGGGGCAGAUUCUUCAUCUUCUGAUGAAGAAGAAAAUGGCCAACAGGGGACGAAGAAUGUCAAGAAGAGGACAAUGAAGUUAAAAAAGUCUACAGAAACUCGCACAACGUUUGAUGGGCGUAAAGUUUUGUUUGUGACAUAUUUUACCCAGACUGACUGGAGAUGGAAGGACAGGGCGGAGAGCACAGGACAAGGGAAGCUACUCUCUUCUAGAACUGAAUUAAGUUCAGCUACCAGUCGAACUAGUUCUGGGUUCAGAUCAAGUCUUGCUAAGUUGGACUCAAGACAAACAUCUGGUCGGACUCACACAGGAGAUGACAGUGCUAGGGACGAUAGAACUGUCACUGAUUUGUCUCCCUUCUCCUUACAGCCAAACGAUGAGUUUGGGCUGCCAUUAACUGAUGACAGCUCGGAUUCUGAUACUUCUGAAGAUGGCUCCCCUAAAAAGUCUAGAGAUCACAGAAGUCGUUUGCCCACAGUAGGACCCCCUCUAAUUCUUAAAUACAUCAGGGAAUCUGAUUUAGCUGAGUUGGAUAAGGAAAAAGCUGAACAGGAGAGGAUACAGAACAAUGUGGAUCUGGUGCUGGAUGAGGAUGGGAAAGCCACGGGCAUGUUUGGCGGCACCUGUGAAUUUUGUGGAGCAGAAAUCAAACCAUUCCCAACACUGGAGCAACAGCUGAGCCACCCACCUGAAUCUCUGUACUGUUGUGAGGACUACAGAGAAUUCAUUGAAUUUGCCAUGACCACAGCUAACCGAUUGGAAGAGGAUGUCACUAAGAGAAAUGAGAUGAUCAGUGUCAAAGUUCAUGGUCACCAUGGCAGCAAACAAGCCAGACAGAUGGCCAAGGAGAAGGCUGUUCAAAGAAUGCAUGAGAGAGAACUCCAGAGGAGACAGCAAGAGGCCAGUGGACUGCGAGCCGCGUCCUUCCAAUACUCAAACAUGUUUCAAGAUGAUGAUGGCUACCUGGGAGCUGACCAGACAGAGGAGAGCUACCCCCCUGGGGCUGACCAGCCAGAGGCACAACCCAAGAAGUCGAAGAAGAAAACAGGGGACGUUGGGAAGGGGGAGGGGGGAGAAGGGGUUGCUGAAGCUGGGGGCGUUUCCGGACGUGCAGAAAAAAAAGUGCGGGGCAGUAUUAGCGAAUCAGUGGGUCACGGGUCUCAUCUCAACACCCAGACAAGGAACCCAGGGCAAGCCUCGUUUUCAACCUAUGGAGCUCUCAACAUGGAAGGGGCAAGGCAGAUGAAGACCAUCAACUACCAGCUCUCAUCACAGCGCUGUCUGGAGGAGGGCUGGACCCUCAGGGCGCCAAGUCCACUGGAACAAGGCGACGACAAUGAGAUGUUUGUUCCUGAACCCCUGCACCCCGCCAUGAUAGCCACAGGGAAGCUACACGGACGCCAGUUGAUCCAGAAAUUUUACCCUGAUGGCAGCACAUUCCUCACCAUGUUUCCUGAUGGCACCGGGCAUGUCUUCUACCCCUCAGGCCGCCUGGCCAUAUCCAUCAUAAGUGUGUCACUGGGCCACAACACCUACAUCGUGCAGGACGACACCAUCGACCCACAUAUCCUGGCUGUCUUUGAGCCCAGUGGCCUUGGAUCUUGCUAUUUUGCCAACGGAAAAAUGAGGCUCAACUACGACCAGCUGGGUGGGAUAGAGCUCGACUACUACGGGGCUCGCAGAAAAAAUUGGUCGUGGCGAGACCAGGAAACCCAUGUGCAUGCCCCGCCCUUCCAGCCAAUUGUAUUUGGGAUGAAUCGUCAUGUGGGCAUUAGAUUCAUGGCUCAAGAGACUAUAGCCUUAACAUUGACUGGGAAGAAAAGAAGUUGCAGAUUCAAUGUUGGUGCUAGGCUAAAGAUGGUUGGUACAGAGUGUCCUUCUGCCAAACCUGUGGAUGAGAAUCAGCUGAUCUUACAGGAAGUACAGGCUAAAGUCAAUGGUAUUCUCAGCAAGGUCAGCAACUUGCUCAAGUUCCCAAAGUCCCCCAAAGUGGACGCCAUCCUCCCCCCCAUCUCCGUGGCCUCCCAGCAGCAGAAGGUGGACAAGAAAAGACAACUCUACAACGCCAACCUUUCCAACCCAAGAAACAAACUCAUCAAACAGAACAAGUUACCUCCCUUAGACCAGCCCACUGUUUCUGUCAAUUAAUGUUUUGCCACAACUCAGUGCACACUUUAGUGCACACUUCAGUGCACAGCUCCUGCUUUAAAUCCUCCAACAAAUCAGUAUUGGUUGUUUCUUUGGUUUGAAUCUUUUUUUGUAUCUUUGUUAACAUCGACUAUUUUUAUCUAGCCUGUUAAAAUAUCAUUUUGAUUGGAUGAUGUAAAUUACCAAUGAAGUUUGAGGGCCAGACUAUUCCUAGGGCUAGAAAUGUAGAAAAAAAUCGCUUUUUUACCACAAUUUGUGAUUUUGUAUUAGAUCACAAAUAAUGUAAAGCUAUUUAGUGGAAUAUAUUUUUCUAAAACAAAUGACCAAUAAUUCUACUAGCAACAGAACAUGUAAAUAUCAGUGCUAUUUGUAUAUGAUGAAUCUGUAUUUGUGUACUUUUUAACCCCAAAUACUUGUUUGAAUGUUAACUUUUGUCUGUGAUAAAUAUUUCAGGUUAAUUGGGUUAAUUAAAGUGUCUGUAAAUUUUCUUGAACCAUUUAUGUCCCUGUUUGAAUCAAAGAAUAAUCAAAGCAAACAUUUAUAAAUAUUUUUUUUAUUGUAUCAAAUCUGGCAUGUAGGUAAACAGAAGUUGUAACAAUAGCAACAAGUGAUCCAGUCAUGGAACAAAAAGUUGUAUAAAUAGCAAGAACUAAAAAACAAAAUCUGUUUAAACUAAUGAAACAAUUAAGAAUAAAUUAGCCAUGCAGAUAGGCUGACCUAGAAUAGCAGUCGAGAAAUGAACCAACAAAAACUAUCACAAAACUUUUGCAACAUUAAUUAGUAAU